AAUAAGACCAUCGUCAUGUAUGCGAAGGUGCAAAUGUUUGUGCCGCUGGUACUGCUGGCAAUGGUGGCGGUACACGGCGGGUCUGCUUCCGACGCAAAAAUUGCGUCUCCUUCUUCGUUGUCUCAGCAGCAGGACUGCACAGCCGUUGCAAAAGAUGAAGAGACGAUGCUCGUAUUUUCUACGCUCGGCGGUGGAUUGACCGCAAUAGAUCCGCUGACGGGUGAAACGCGCUGGUCCAUUGCCGACGAACCGGCGAUCCGUGUACCGACACCAUCCGACACGUCCGCCCACUAUCUGCCCGAUCCACGGGACGGCAGUCUGUAUCGCAUGAACGGGCUCGAGGGAGGUUUGAAAAAGCUGCCGUACACCAUACCUCAGCUGGUGGCCAGUGCACCGUGCCGUUCGAGCGAUGGCAUACUGUAUUCCGGCAAGAAGAGUGAUGUUUGGUUCUUGAUCGAUCCCAAGACGGGUCAGCGGGAAAAGGUGCUCGGAUUUGGUGGUGCACCACCGUCAGCGAAAGAUGCCGGACCAGACUCGAUUGGUUGGGCAACGUCCCGUGCGGUGUAUCUGGGCCGUACACAGUACACCGUCAUGAUGUACGACAGUCUCGCAACGGGCCGGAACAGUAAACCGUGGAAUGUAACGUUCUUUGACUAUUCGGCCCAUUCCAUGGCACCGGAACUAACGAAAGAGUACGAGUUUUUGCACCUUACCAGCAGCUCGUCCGGAUUAACGGCAACAUUUGAGCAAAACAAAGGAACACCCAUGUGGCAGAAGGAUCUUUCCAGUCCGGUUGUGGCGGUCUUUCUGCUGGGCUCUGAAGGAUUGCUUAGCGUACCGUUCCAAACCGUGUCGGACGAGGUGCUACAAGACAUAAAUGAGCGGGCAAAGAGUGGCAACUUUGACAACAUGAAGCUAUUUGAAACCGUUUAUAUUGGUGAAGCUGGGAACAAUCUGUACGCGAUACCUUCGCUGGUAGACAAGAAUACUGCCACAUUGCCAUCCGAACCGACGAUCAAUUUGCUAGGUGGACCGUUAAAGGGACGAUCGUCUUCGACGUUUGGUGAAAGUGGGCAAGAAGAUGCUUCCGGUCGGGAGCUCAUCUCAAAGGCAUCCCGUAUUGGUGGCAAGAAUGAAAACAUUAUUAUACUGGGACACUACCAAACACCGAAAACGGACGAUCGUAUCAAGCUGGACAUUGUACCGAGUGGCCCGGCAUCGAUGGGGAAAGAUUUCUGGAAGCAUCAGGAACUUUCCACCAUGCUAGUAGGAGGUCCUACCGGCUUGCCCAAGCUAAACGUUCCCAAAAACACUCACACAAUCGGUGUGCAGACAGAUGACGAACCGUCUAAGCCGGCCCUUGCGUACGGAGAAAAGAACGACACAAGCUCAACCAAGUUGCAGGGUAGCACGGAUCUUAUUCGAGCGUUGUUUGGUCGGAUGUACAUGGACACGAAGCUGUGGCUCGAUGCACAGCCGAACAAGUUGCCAACGAUGCUAAUGAUCGCGCUGUUCGGUUUGGUGAUCUUUGGGUUUUGGUACAUCCAUCUGCAGAUGAAAGCACUGCAGGAGCAAAGUCAAGGUGGUUCACAAUCGAGCAAUUCCAACAGGAGUGGAUCGAACGGAAGUGGUGGCAGUGGUGGCGGUAGUUACAGUGAACCGAUCGAUUUUGGUGAUGGCGAGAUGCGUGUGGGCAAGAUUAAUUUCAACACCCAGAAUGUGCUCGGCAAGGGAUGCGAAGGAACGUUUGUGUUUCGGGGUACGUUCGAGAAGCGGGAGGUAGCCGUGAAGCGCAUUCUACCGGGAUGCUUUACGUUGGCUGAUCGUGAAGUGACCCUGUUGCGUGAGAGCGAUACACACGAAAAUGUGGUACGAUAUUUCUGCACGGAACAGGAUCGUCAGUUCCGGUACAUUGCGGUCGAACUAUGUGCGGCAACACUUCAGGAUUACGUCGACGGUAAGGGCACAUCAACGGUGGUGGCUGCAAACAAAGUGACAGUCGGUUUGCUGCGUACCAAGAUCUCGGCCCUUGAUAUUCUUCGCCAAGCGACCAGCGGUUUGAUGCAUCUACAUUCCCUGAGCAUCGUUCAUCGGGACAUUAAACCGCAGAACAUUUUGCUCUCGUUGCCCGACAACAGACAACGGGUACGUGCGAUGAUAUCGGACUUUGGGCUGUGCAAAAAGCUAAACUAUGGGAAGGCGAGUUUCUCCCGCCGGUCCGGUGUGACCGGUACGGAUGGAUGGAUCGCACCGGAAAUGCAACGUGGCCAGCGUGCAACUACCUCGGUGGACAUCUUUUCGCUUGGCUGCGUGUUCUAUUACGUCCUGUCGGAUGGGUUCCAUCCGUUCGGGGACAAUCUCAAGCGACAGGCAAACAUCCUGUCGAACGAGUACGAUCUCGGCAUGUUGCGAAGGGAAAACACGCAACCCGACUGUCGCACGAUACUGGCGGAAGAAAUCGUUAGUGAUAUGAUACAGGCCGAUCCGGGCCUAAGGCCCAGCGCAAAGACGGUGGCGAAUCAUCCGUUGUUUUGGAAAAAUGAGCGAAUACUUGCCUUUCUGCAGGAUGUAAGCGAUCGGGUGGAAAAGCUCGAAGUGAUGACUGAACCAUUACGAUCGCUGGAGAAAAAUGCACGCUUUGUCGUGCGGGAAGAUUGGAGCAAAUAUUUGGAUGCGGAAAUAACGGCCGAUUUGCGAAAGUUCCGUGGCUACCAGGGAUACAGUGUGCGAGAUCUUUUGCGGGCAUUAAGAAAUAAGAAACAUCACUACCAUGAACUAACACCAUCCAUGCAGCGAGCAUUGGGCACGAUUCCCCAUCAAUUUACCCAAUACUGGAUCAGUCGGUUUCCCCGUUUGCUUUCACACAGCUAUCACGCACUUUCGGAUAGCUCGCGAGAACCAAUUUUUAGGCAUUAUUACAAUGAUGAUGAUGAUGCGGAACACGCCGCGACCGGGGGUUCAGUACCUUCCCAGUCCAAUGGGUACAAAUUUACUAAACCGCACUAUUUCAGUCAGGAAGAGAAUGAUAAUUACGAACUAAUCCGCUACUAUGAAACAGCACAAUUAAUGAAAAAUAGCACAAAAAGUCCAAAACGUCGACCAGCUGCUGGGCCAGAUGGACAGGAAGGAACGACGCCAGGGGACCGAAAACUUGGGACCGGAGUAUCAAGCAAGCGUGGAACUUAUAAUUUUAGUAAAUCUAGUGCUGGAGGAUUCAUAACCCGACAGCAAAUGCGCGAGUCAGUUGAGUCUGGCGAUCAGCAGCAGCGACCAGCGCUAGUAAAUAGCAUCACUAGCAAUGGAACGAAAGAAACGAGAAAUGGCGAAGAUAGUGCUGCUAAUCAGAGGAGACGAUACACUCCCGGCAGUGGUGAACAAGAUAAUCAACAUCAUACAGUCAACCAAACUAACGUAAGACGGCGUGAGGUGCCAACGAAAGUGACGUGGAAUUUAGAUGCAAUGGUAGCACGGAAAGAGGACCAGCAAUGA
Anopheles maculipalpis is the source of this 3489-nucleotide messenger RNA. It is a transcript of the gene Ire1, whose product is annotated as serine/threonine-protein kinase/endoribonuclease IRE1. Lineage: Eukaryota; Metazoa; Arthropoda; Insecta; Diptera; Culicidae. Gene Ontology annotation, biological process: mRNA processing; protein phosphorylation; IRE1-mediated unfolded protein response. The record is from RefSeq and is a predicted model, not a curated record. Gene Ontology annotation, molecular function: ATP binding; protein serine/threonine kinase activity; RNA endonuclease activity. Gene Ontology annotation, cellular component: IRE1-TRAF2-ASK1 complex. The coding region runs from base 16 to 3489 and encodes 1157 amino acids. The transcript has 5 exons.